AUGGCUCUUCAGAGCCUACUUAUAAUGUCACCUCAUCUUGUUCCAACUUUCCACAGUAAGAAAAAAGAUGGGAAUUGUGGUUUCAGGGCUAUAGCUGCUUCAAUUGGUCAUACAGAAGAUGAUUGGGCUCAGGUUAGGCGUGACCUAUUGGGUGAGCUGCACACACACAAAGAGGAAUACAUUACACUUUAUGGGUCGUAUGAAAGGUUUGAAGAAUUGACAAGCAUAUUGUCAUACUUUGAAGACAGUCCUGGAUACUCAUAUUGGAUGAUUAUGCCAGACAUGGGCCAUCUUGUUGCAUCGUGCUACAAUCUUGUGUUAUACCACUUGUCUUUACAGCAAUGUCUCACCUUUUUACCUCUUAGAACCGUGCCAGUACCUCAACUUGAUAGACGUGAGAUUGCCAUUGGGUUUGUCAACGGAAAUCAUUUCGUGCAGGUUUUGUUGCAUCCAGGCCAUCCAGUUCCUCCUAUUGCCACUAAUUGGAGAAAAUACCGUCACCCUUGCGCUGUGGACUGGGAUGAUGCAUAUGUGCGUCGCAUUCAACAUUUCAAGGACAUUAUUCAUGAUAAUGUAGCUACUCGAGAGACUUUUGAUGUUGUUGAUGUCGCAUGA
This is a messenger RNA of Camellia sinensis, 615 nucleotides long. The record is from RefSeq and is a predicted model, not a curated record. NCBI's taxonomy places the organism in Eukaryota, Viridiplantae, Streptophyta, Magnoliopsida, Ericales, Theaceae.